AUGGAGAGAAUUGUCAACCGGCGCCUGCACUCCAUUUUAGAAAAACAACAACUCCUUGAUCCCCGGCAGUAUGCCUUCCGGGCCGGAAAGUCAACAGACGACUAUUUCGAUUAUUUAGAAAUUCUCUUUGAUACCCAUUUGAACCAACACCACCACAUCGAAUGUCUUUCCCUAGACCUUUCCAAGGCCUUUGAUCGUGUUGAUCGCAUUGCCAUUAUCAACCAACUGGUCAAAUGGAACAUAGGUGGUCGCCUGUUACACUACAUCAACAACUUCCUCACGAACAGACGUAUCCAAGUACUCACUAACGGCGUACGCUCUCAAAUGAAACCCAUCCAUGGCGGGGUCCCCCAAGGCUCCGUCAUCGCCCCCACCCUGUUCCUCAUUGCAAUAAACACCCUCUUCCAAAUAAUUCCCAACAACAUAACCACCCUAACCUACGCCGACGAUAUACUCCUCAUUUCCACUUCCCCUUUCCCCAUCCUAGCCCGCAGAAGACUUCAAUCUGCCGUCCACCUAGUUGAAGAUUGGGCUCCUACUGUUGGCUUUCAAUUCUCCCCAGCGAAAUCAAAACUACUACAUCUCGGUCCUAAUCGAAGAAAACUUCGAAAACUCCCCCCUCUCACCAUGCUGAGUCAAACCAUCCCUCUUGUACACUCCUUUCGUCUACUAGGAGUCUGGGUAGAUGACCGGCUCAAUUUUAGAUGUCAUCUCAACAAGAUGAGAAAAAACUCCACCAACAAAAUUAACAUCCCCAAAAUACUAACCAACAAAACCAGUUCCGCACAUCGCGACUCCCUUUUCCGUUUCCUGCAUGGUUGGCUGAUCCCCUCCAUUCUGUACGGCCUUGGAUUUAUCAGCCGAGAACUGGAAGAAGUGUGUUUAAGACUUGAGCCAAUAUACAAUGAGUGUGUACGCCUUAUCAGCUCAGCCUUCCGGACCAGUCCCAUACCCUCCCUAAUGGCCGAAAGUGACCAACUACCCUUCCAGUAUCUCAUAGCCAAACACCUGUCAUCGAAGGCCUUACGCACCAUGUACAACAGUCGAUCCAACAACUCACUAAAGGUUAAAAGAACCAAUGAUCUGCUAAUUAAACUAACCGGUGACCCUCUCCCUAACAUCUGUCCGAGACUUGGACCCAAUAUCCGACACUGGAAUGAUUCCAUUCCCAAAGUUGACCUCACCCUCAAGCAACAAAUCAAAGCGGGAAAUCCCCCAGCAAUAGUCCUCCCCAAUUUUCUCCAACUCAUCCAAAAUAAAUAUCUUGCCCUACCUCACAUAUACACCGACGGGUCCAAAGACAACAACGGCAACAUUGGUUGUGGCAUACACGAUGGUGUCAACAACAGGAGCCACGGCCUACCUAAGAUGUGCACUGUCUUCAGUGCAGAAGCCUAUGCUUUACUUGAUGCAGUUGAACGAUCAAGCCCCCACUCCAUCAUCUUUUCCGACUCAGCUAGUGUGUUAACAGCUAUAGCUGCUGGAAACCUUCAACAUACAUGGGUAUAUUCUAUCUCCGAAAUUGCCCCUAGCAAAAAUAUCACCCUCUGUUGGGUACCUGGACACUGCGGGAUCGCAGGCAAUGAAGCAGCCGACCGCCUGGCUUCUGCUGGUACCAGUUUACCACCAACAAUCAACUCCAUCCCCCAGUCCGACGCCAUGCUCCAUCUGAAAAACCGAAUCUGCCAUUCAUGGGGCAGCAAUUGGACUGCCACCCUAUCAAGCAAGCUCCGAGAGGUGAAAAACACCACCGAAAAAUGGCAAGACAGACCCAAUAUUAUCGAGAGAAGAGCCCUCACCAGACUUCGAAUCGGGCAUACCCGACUCACACAAGCCUACCUUAUCACCAAAGAAGAUCCUCCCAACUGCCCAUCCUGUCAAGUACCAAUAACAGUUAAACAUAUCCUCACCUCCUGCCUUCAAUAUCAACCCCAUAGACUUUCCUGUUCUCUCGCAACCUCCUUACGCCAAAUCGUUUCCUGCUGUCCCGAAGAAGAGAAAAAACUCAUAAGUUUCCUAAAAAAGUCCAAACUCCUUAACCAAAUAUAA
This is a messenger RNA of Uranotaenia lowii, 2049 nucleotides long. RefSeq lists its product as uncharacterized. Lineage: Eukaryota; Metazoa; Arthropoda; Insecta; Diptera; Culicidae. Gene Ontology annotation, molecular function: RNA-DNA hybrid ribonuclease activity; nucleic acid binding. The coding region runs from base 1 to 2049 and encodes 682 amino acids. The transcript has a single exon. The record is from RefSeq and is a predicted model, not a curated record.